Molecule: messenger RNA, 939 nt
Organism: Hemiscyllium ocellatum (epaulette shark)
Lineage: Eukaryota; Metazoa; Chordata; Chondrichthyes; Orectolobiformes; Hemiscylliidae
Gene: pou1f1
Product: POU class 1 homeobox 1
Exons: 6
Coding region: 28-939 (303 amino acids)
Biological process (GO): regulation of transcription by RNA polymerase II
Molecular function (GO): DNA-binding transcription factor activity, RNA polymerase II-specific; RNA polymerase II cis-regulatory region sequence-specific DNA binding
Source: RefSeq, a predicted model, not a curated record
UCUAAGGCCUCUUCUCUGACUUUGAUAAUGCAUCAUUCAAACGCUGCCGAACGCUUCUCAGUCACCAACCAAGGAACCAGUGUGGCUUCAGCAGUUCCAUCAAUGUUAUCUUCGAUUCAACCAUUGUCUUCACCCAAAUGUUCUUUUAUGCACCUCUCUCCGGGCACUUUAACUAACACACCUACACGUCUUCACUACUCCAUGCCAUCUUGCCAUUAUGGGAGCCAACAAUCUGCAUAUGGGGUGAUGGCAGAUGGGUUGGCUCCAUGCUUGUACAAACUGCCUGACCACACGCUGAGUACGUCCUCGUGUCCUCUGGGACAUGGAUUUGCCCCGAUUCAUCAGUCGGUCCUAAGCGAAGAAUCCAUUGUCAUCGACCUCAAGCAGGAGUUCCGAAAAAAGAAUAAAGCAAUUGAGGAGCCAGUUAGUCUGGAUUCUCCAGAAAUCAAAGAGUUGGAGCUGUUUGCGAAUCAAUUUAAAGUGAGAAGAAUAAAGCUAGGUUAUACUCAAACAAAUGUCGGUGAGGCUCUUGCUGCUGUGCAUGGCUCCGAGUUUAGUCAAACAACUAUUUGUCGCUUUGAAAAUUUACAGCUCAGUUUUAAAAAUGCUUGUAAGCUUAAAUCAAUCCUUUCCAAGUGGAUAGAUGAAGCAGAACAAGCAGGAGCUUUAAAUAAUGAAAGGACUGGAACAAAUGAAAGAAAAAGAAAGCGAAGAACUACAAUCAGCCUGCUUGCUAAAGAAGCGCUGGAGACACAUUUCGGACAUCAAAAUAAACCUUCCUCACAGGAGAUCAUACAGAUGGCAGAUAGUCUAAAUCUGGAAAAAGAAGUUGUCAGAGUUUGGUUCUGUAACCGCCGGCAGAGAGAGAAACGAGUGAAGACAAACCUGCAUCACAAUUCAUUUCAGUAUCCUUUCAAAGAACAUCACGAUUGCAGAUAG